GAACCGAUAUUCGCACGGUGUACUGUGCUGAAUUCAAAUUUGAACCGCGCUCGAAUCGAAGAAGAGUACUUUUGUCUUGUCUCAUUUUCUGGUUUGCUGGAUAAACCAAAGUUUUAUUAAACGCAUUCCCCAAGAUGACUCUAGUCCAACCGAGCCCCGAACUCCAAAUCACCAUCAGAAGGGAGCUGAACGAAGACAUCAACACCAGAGAAUCCGACCUCGAACACAUCAAGGAAUGGCUCAGAAAACAGCCGCAUUUACCCAACACCUGGGACGAAUCCCGCCUCAUGACGUUCCUGCGCGGCUGCAAGUUUUCCCUGGAAAAGUGCAAAAGGAAACUCGACAUGUACUUCACCAUGCGCACCGCCUGUCCCGAGCUCUUCGCCAAUCGGGACAUCACCAAUCCCGAAAUGAAAUUGGUCGUUGACAUCGGGCAUAUUCCACCUUUGCCUGGAUUGACUCCGAACGGUCGAAGAGUGGUGGUGUUAAGAUCGAAGAAAGUAGAUGUGGAUUCCUACAAUAUAGCCGAUGUGAUGAAAGCCGUUCUCAUGAUCGGCGAUGUUCGCCUGGAGGCCGAGGAAAUCGGCGUCGCCGGUGACGUGUACAUCCUGGACGCCUCCGUCGCGACGGCGACGCACUUCUCCAAAGUCAACCCGAACAUGAUCCGGAAAUUCCUGAUCAUAGUGCAGGAAGCCUAUCCGGUGAAGCUGAAGGAAGUCCACGUGGUGAACGUGUCGCCGCUGGUGGACAAAAUCAUCACGUGGAUAAAACCGUUCCUGAAGGAGAAAAUCAGGGAGCGCAUCCACGUGCACUCGAACAUCGCCACUUUGUACGAUUUCAUACCGAAGGACGUCCUGCCGGAGGAAUACGGAGGCACCGCCGGGAAGCUUCAAACGUUCCACGAUCAAUGGAUGGAGAAGCUGAAAGAGUACACGCCUUGGUUCAAGCAGCAGGAAAGCCUGAAAGCCGACGAAUCCAGGCGGCCUGGGAAGCCGAAAAACUACGAAGAUCUCUUCGGUUUGGACGGGAGUUUUAGGCAAUUAAGCAUCGAUUAAUUAGGAGAUGGGCAACAAAUUGACCUUUAUGGGAAUUGAUGCGAAAAGGAUAUUCAGUAUUAUACACUCAUUGAAUAAUUGUUAUCACAAGAAAUCUGUAACUAUAACAUACUUGUGAUAUUGUGUUCUCUUGUAGCGAUAAGAUUAUCGUAAAUUCUUUUAUAAUACUGUGUUUGUUUUAACGUGGGUUUUCUUCAAAUAACGUUGUCUUAAUUUUGUAUUUUUUUAGUUGUAAUAAAUCGAACAAAUAAC
Molecule: messenger RNA, 1307 nt
Organism: Phyllotreta striolata
Lineage: Eukaryota; Metazoa; Arthropoda; Insecta; Coleoptera; Chrysomelidae
Source: the annotation of a GenBank genome assembly